CACUUUUAAAUGACUGAAUGCGUUCUGCGGGUCAGCUCCAGCUCAGAUUUAAAAGCUUGGCUGCCUCUUCACCUUUGCCACAAACCCAACUGUGAGCUGGUCCAGGGACCUUCCUGUUGCCAGUUCCAACUUGUGAUGUGGCAUCUUCUACUCCUCCUGCCUCUCUGGCUGUGACUUGCCAUCUUUUCUUUCCCAGCUACUCCUUCCCAAAGGCAGCUGUUGCGAGAAGAGGGAUGCACUUGCUUCUGCUAUUCACCUUCCUUAGUCUCUUGUGUCUGCCGGUGCAGGGCUGGGUCCUUAAGAAACCCACCCAGAAUGAGCAGUGGAAGACGCUGGACCGUUUGCAGAACAGAGAGCUGGUAAGAGGGCUCUUGUUGGGGAAUGGGAAGCAAGGUUUUAUUUAGAAUUCGCUCUGCAACACCUGGAGAGUUAACAAAAAAGAGUGCCUUUGAAAAAAAUGGGCAGAGCACAACAUAACCCCAGCCCACUCCGGAAAACAAGCUCUUUUUCCAAAAAUCCUCUAAUUAUUUACAAUUUAAUACAUUGUUGGCAUCUGUCUGUCUUGGGAGACAAUUUAAUACAUUUAAUGCAUAAAAAGCUUGUAAGUUGCUGUGGGUUGCCUUGGAUAUGAUGAAAGUGCUUAACAAAUUUAAUAAAUAAUAAUAAGAAAACACCAAAAGCUACCACUUGUAAGCAGAAAGGCCAACGUUUGUAUUUUCUUCAACAUUCCUUGUUGAAGCAACAAACCAAACCCAAUAUGUGGUGAUGCACCACUUGACAAAAAGUGGCCUGAGGUCCACAAAAGCUUAAAUUUGAUAGGAUUACGUGACCCAACUGAGUUUUCCUCAGAGUUAACCCAUUGAAAUUAAAGGUAAAGGUAAAGGGACCCCUGACCAUUAGGUCCAGUCAUGGCUGACUCUGGGGUUGCGGCGCUCAUCUCGCUUUAUUGGCCGAGGGAGCCGGCGUACAGCUUCUGGGUCAUGUGGCCAGCAUGACUAAGCUGCUUCUGAUGAACCAGAGCAAUGCACGGAAAUGCCGUUUACCUUCCCGCCAGAGCGGUACCUAUUUAUCUACUUGCACUUUGACGUGCUUUCGAAUUGCUAGGUUGGCAGGAGCAGGGACCAAGCAACGGGAGCUCACCCCAUCGCGGGGAUUCAAACCACCGACCUUCUGAUCGGCAAGUCCUAGGUUCUGUGGUUUAACCCACAGCGCCACCCUCCUCCCCCAUUGAAAUUAAUGGACCUAAAUUAGUCAUGCCCAAUUAAUUUCAGUGGGUCUGCUCUGAGUCCAACCAAUAUACAAUCAAUAGCCUUUAAGCAGAGAGGUGGUGAGCCACUGCAUGUGGUUUUGUGGGCCAGGCCACAGAUUUGCCACCCCUGUUUUAAGGCGCCGCAAUACUUCUCAUUCACUUUGCUGCAAAAGAUUCACGUGGCUGUCCUUCUGGAAACACAGUCUCAAGCAGUCCUUUUCUUUCUAGGAGAAAAAGGUGCAAGAACACUGCCCUGUCCCUCCUGCUUCUGCGCACAAGCAGGAAGUGCAGGGCAGCUCUGUGGACGGGCAGAGCUGAAGCGCAGAGAAGCUUAUUCCCUGCCUGUCAACUCUGCGAGCUGCCCUGUCCCUUCUGCUUGCUUGCAAAAGCUGGAGAAACAGGGCGCCUUGCAGAGCUGAGGAAGGGAAGACUUUCCAUGUCUCAACUGUUAGCCUGGGAGGCUGAAGAGCCUAAUUAAAGCCCCGCUGCACCUCUGGCUCAUGAGAAGACCCUCUCCAGUGCCCAUAGAGGGUGUCCUCUUUGUGCUCCAGGGAGAGCCUUCUCGUGAGCCAGAGGCAUGGUGUGGGGAGAGGUGCCGGAACGCACCAGUACCUUCCAGAUGGGGAAAAAACCCCUGGCCUCAAGGGAUAAAGGCAGGCGCCCUUAACUUACAGCCCCACUGGUUAAAAAAUGGCAGAUUAAAAAUUAUCCCUUAAUAUGUCAUCUGAUUAAUUUACCAUUAAAAAAACAAAAACGGUUAAAGGAGGCCAGCCCGAUUCUCUGCCAAAUGCAGCCCACUGAGGAGUCACAAGCUGACAAAAUCCACUACUGGAUUUGACAAAAGCAGGUUAGUUCAUUCCUUGUUGGGCUGCUGUACAAGCCACCAAUCAAUGUCUCCUUCACAGUUUGAACAGCCCUAGAUUAAGAUCUGCACGUCUUACUCCAAAUAGUGCCCAGAAGGAUGGGGGUGAGCAGGUCAUAUCCACAGUGAGGACGCUGGCUGCUACAUCUGUAAUGAUGGAAGAUUUGCGGUUUGCUGUGCUUGUGCACUUACACACACACAUGCACCCCUGUGUGUGCACUCACAGGGCCCAUUUUUACCACAAAGUUCCAUUAGGUAAUUGACUCUCAAACAUAAGAGUGCCACUCUCCUUUCGCUAUCUUGUUUUUCCCUUUUGCCCUUCCUCUGAUCUCUCAAGAGAUACUCAGGUUAAAAGUCAAGAGCUUUCUGAGCUUGGCAUCCUGUCUGUCAAGACUCCACUUCCCCAGAGGCCUUCUUAAUGCUUGCCGGUUGACUUUGAGGACUCUACAAAGUGCCUAGCCAACAAGAAGGCUUUGUUUCUUCAAAGUGGGGAAUAAGCGACAUGCCACAGCGAUGACAUCUAGUACAAGGAUAGGCAUAAUAGAAUUGUAGUAGCAUUGGAAGGAACCAACGGGUUCUGGGCUAGGAAUCUCCCCCGCCUGAAACCCUGGAGAGUGGCUGCCAGUCAGAGUAGACAACACUAGACUGGAUGGACUUAAUACAGUGGUAUCUCGGGUUACAUACACUUCAGAUUACAUAUGCUUCAGGUUAUAGACUCCGCUAACCCAGAAAUAGUGCUUCAGGUUAAGAACUUUGCUUCAGGAUGAGAACAGAAAUCGUGCUCUGGCGGCGCAGCAGCAGGAGGAGGCCCCAUUAGCUAAAGUGGUGCUUCAGGUUAAGAACAGUUUCAGGUUAAGAACGGACCUCUGGAAUGAAUUAAGUACUCAACCCGAGGUACCGCUGUAUAAGGCAGGUUGCUAUAUUCCCUGAUCAUUUAUCUGGUACUCUCACAGUUGCAAGAGGAAAUACAAACUGGAGUGAGAUUGUGAAGGGAACAAAUCUAGAUUCCAGUCAGGGGUGACCAAUAAAUUUACAUUAUUCAUCUGUUAUUGUCCCCCCCCCCCCACAGUUUCUCAGCGCCCUGCAGUCGUACCUCAGCACCAAGGGUAUCCAAGUGGAGAGAACUGCUCCGCCAUUUGUCCUUCUCUUAAAGGGUCACAACGCUAGGACACAUGGGGAGCUGGAAGGGCAAGAGCUGGUGAUCAUGGAGCCCGAGGUGGAUGAGUGGAUGAAUAAAUAGGCAUGAACAGCAGGUGAGCAUCUAAACACAGAACUACAACCAACAGUCCUGUUGCCCCACAGGCUUGCUAGGGUAGUAAUCAGGUUGCCCCCAUCUCUUUCUGUUUUUAAUAGCUAGCAACGUUUCCACACUUCUGUGUUACCAUUUGCUAAGUUCAACACUGUGCACCGUCUAUUGGCUGAAGCAUGGCACAAAUUCAAAAUUCAGAUCCUGAGUGUUAGAUGCAAAUUUGCAGAUCCAACAGCACAUAACAUUUUAGCUUUUUAAGAAAUUUGCUUAACUUUGGAGGCAAUGGUAUAAAAGACUGUUAAUUCAUCCAAUCCAUAUUGACCUGCCUUAGCUUUUAAGACUAAUUUUAUUGGCCUUGCUCUCCAGCCUGUUGCUACAUGAGAUCAGACAGGGCCUUCUCAGUGGUGGUGUCAAUCCUUUGGAAUUCUGUCCACUGGGGAUCGCCGCCCGCCCUGCUUUCAGGUGUCUGUUUAAAAAGACCUAUUCUGCCUAGCUUGCAAACACUUCUUUUAUCCACCAGACCACUUCCUGAAUCAUCUGAAAACCAUACAAUUAAUCAACUAAGAUUUGUUUAAUUGGGUUAGAGUUGUAAGAUUUAAUACAUUAAAAUAUCAUAAAGUCGUCCUUUUGGGGGUGAUGCUGGGAGAUUGGCAGUGAUAAAUGGGGGGAUGUAUAUUAUAUAUUUACACAAAAACAAAAAAAACCCUAGAGGUUUCAUUUUCACCCUCUGAACGCAGCUCCAGUAGGGAGGAAUGUGUGCAUGUUGUCUGGGAGGAAGCAAAGUGUUACUCAAGAGGAAUCAGAAGGAAAUGUUUCAAAAUUGAUGAAUGACUGUUACAGAUAGAUAAAAGAGGAUUUACUCUGCUCAGCUAUUCCGAGGACAGGUUAUAACAAUUUAUAAAAGCCUUAGCAGAAAUUGGUAAUUGAACAGGUGAUGUGUAGGGAGAAGGGAUGAAGGUAUUUUGAAAUGAUAGUUGGAAGAGUUAUUUUAUUGGGAGAAGCAAAGGAGGGAGGAAAAUAGAGGGGGCACCUGGGGUGGGUGGGAAGUUAGCUUUUAAAUUUGUAUUGAAUUUGUAUUAAUUUGGUGAUAAUUUGUUAAAAAUUAUGGAAAACCAAUUUUAAAAACUGGCAAAAAAAUAGCAGUUCUUAGUGUGCAACAUAGGGUUGAAGUGGGAGAAGCAGAAAGGUUUGGGAGUUCAUUGUAGACCAUCCUGUGAUCCUCGGAUGAAGGGCAGUAUAGAGAUUUACUACUACAGUGGUACCUCGGGUUACAGACUCUGCUAACCCAGAAAUAGGACCUCGGGUUAAGAACUUUGCUUCAGGAUGAGAACAGAAAUCGUGCUCCAGCGGCACGGCGGCAGCAGGAGGCCCCAUUAGCUAAAGUGGUGCUUCAGGUUAAGAACAGUUUCAGGUUAAGAACAGACCUCCAGAACGAAUUAAGUACUUAACUCGAGGUACCACUGUACUUAUAAUAAUGCAGCCCACUAAAAUCAAGUACAAAUGAUUCUGGUUCCCAUCCUUUCUCUUCUCUGCUAACUGUAAGUUAUACAUUUUAAUGCUAAUUAAAUGCUAAUACUUUGUCAUUUCUUUUUAUCCAUUCAGGUGAAAUACUGUCUUUAAACAGCUGGUCAUCCCCUGAACACCUCUGAUUUGCUGCUUUUGAUGUUGCAUUCUUCUUACAUUUGCCAGAGAAUUGCUUUUUGAUGGUUAGAUAAAUUUCUUCAUAUGUAUUGGCACAUCCUCAGUAGAUUUUGCCUAAGCUAAAUUUGAAGGUGUGUGGUGUAGUGAUCAGAGUGGCACAUUAAAAAUGGAGAGACACAGGUUCAAAUUCCAGCUCAAGCUCAGCCAUGAAACUCACUUGGUGACCUUGGGCCAAUGACUCUUCUUUGUAGCCUUAACCUAUCUCACAGGUUUACUGUGCCAGUAAACAAGAGACAAGAUGGGAAUACCAUAUGCUUGAGCUUUUUGCAGGAAAGGCAAGAUAUAAAUGUUAAACAAACUGCCUUCUUUGUCACCAGUACUAAACACCAUGUACCUUUGGCUGAGAGGGGCUUGCCCUUCCCACUUUGUUUGAUCCAUCUAGCUCAGUAUUUUCAACACUGACUUAUAGAAGGCUCUCCAUCAUUUCAGACAGUGGACAUUCUCACUCCUACCAGGAGAUGCCAGAGGAUUGAACCUGGAAUCUUCCGUAUGCAAUACUGUUCCACUGAACUAUGACCCUUCCCCUGAGGGGAGGGGACUGGCACAGUAUGAUCACAUAAGUAGUUUUGCUGGGUUCAAGAAAGUUUGGAAACUAUACCUUGUGAAAAGUUAUGCAGUGGUAGUUUGCAC
Messenger RNA from Podarcis lilfordi (Lilford's wall lizard), 5691 nucleotides. Lineage: Eukaryota; Metazoa; Chordata; Lepidosauria; Squamata; Lacertidae. The record is from the annotation of a GenBank genome assembly.